Molecule: messenger RNA, 974 nt
Organism: Hibiscus syriacus
Lineage: Eukaryota; Viridiplantae; Streptophyta; Magnoliopsida; Malvales; Malvaceae
Product: 20 kDa chaperonin, chloroplastic-like
Exons: 6
Coding region: 86-856 (256 amino acids)
Biological process (GO): positive regulation of superoxide dismutase activity
Cellular component (GO): chloroplast; mitochondrial matrix
Molecular function (GO): ATP binding; transition metal ion binding; protein-folding chaperone binding
Source: RefSeq, a predicted model, not a curated record
AGAACACACUAGGGUUUCCAUCAUAUCAGACCCCAACCAUUAUCAUCUUCACUGACUUCCCAAAGGCCCCAUCUUUCUCAAAGCAAUGGCUACAUCUCAGCUAACAGCAUCAUCAAUGACAGUAUCAGUAAGGAACUUAGCUUCCUUUGAAGGGAUAAGGCCUUCAAGUGUAAAGUUCUCUUCUUUUGGAACUUUAAAGCCUGGGUCUUUGUCUCAAAGGUCCUUUAAGCGUCUUUUUGUAAAAGCUGUCGCCGUUGUUGCUCCUAAGUACACCUCGAUUAAGCCCUUGGGUGAUAGAGUUUUGGUGAAGAUCAAAGAAGCAGAGCAGAAGACCGAGGGCGGGAUUUUGCUUCCGACGAUGGCUCAAUCGAAACCUCAAGGAGGUGAAGUGGUUGCCGUUGGUGAGGGGAAGACAAUCGGGAAGACCAUAUUGGAAAGCUCUGUUAAGACUGGUGCCCAGGUUAUAUACUCCAAGUAUGCCGGAACUGAGGUCGAGUUCAAUGGUUCAAAUCAUCUUAUCUUGAAGGAGGAUGACAUUGUUGGGGUUCUUGAAACUGAUGACAUUAAAGACGUCAAGCCUCUAAAUGACAGAGUUUUCAUUAAGGUAGCAGAAGCUGAGGAGAAAACCGCUGGCGGUUUGUUGUUGACCGAGGCAAGCAGAGAAAAACCUUCCAUUGGCACGGCUAUUGCCGUUGGAUCUGGUACUUUGGACGAGGAAGGUAACCGAAAGCAGCUGUCUGUUGCGGCGGGGAACAUAGUUUUAUAUUCGAAGUAUGCUGGUAAUGACUUAAAAGGCAAUGAUGGAACUAAUUAUAUCGCUCUCAGAGCAUCUGAUGUAAUGGCUGUGCUUUCUUAGUUGUCUCUGUUAAGGUAUGCUGUGAGGUUUACAAACUGCAAUUUAUUAUGGUUGAGUUGCCAUAAGGCACAAGGAUUUUGUCCCUUGAAAUGAAUUUUCAUUGUUUCUGUUUACUUUA